Molecule: messenger RNA, 3038 nt
Organism: Pelobates fuscus (common spadefoot toad)
Lineage: Eukaryota; Metazoa; Chordata; Amphibia; Anura; Pelobatidae
Gene: SLAIN1
Product: SLAIN motif family member 1
Exons: 8
Coding region: 305-2104 (599 amino acids)
Biological process (GO): positive regulation of microtubule polymerization; microtubule nucleation; cytoplasmic microtubule organization
Cellular component (GO): microtubule plus-end
Source: RefSeq, a predicted model, not a curated record
GUAUGAUGUUGAUCAGCAUGUGCAGUCCUCAGGGACUGGCUUCUCUUUGUUCCCAUUGUGUCUCUCUCUCUCCCCUCUCUUUGCAUUAGUGGGAGGGAGCCCGUGUUCACAUCAAUAUUCCCAGUGCUGACAGGAGGCGCAUCCAGUCCGGGCUGUGUGAAGGAUGCUGCAGCCUGCUCUCCACUACAGCAGCCAUCAGAUACUCUGACUGAGCGAGGACAGGACAGACAGCCGAGGCAGGAGCACCCGGAGCGGUUUGCUAGGGGAGGACGGACGGACAGCCAGUGGGCUCUAUCUUGCGGCCAUGGCGGAUGUGAAGUGCGGCAGUAACGUUGGCUCUCCGGCUGCCGCCAAUGGUCUGGUGGCGAACGCGGAGCUGGAGGUGAAGAAGCUCCAGGAGCUGGUCAGGAAGCUGGAGAAACAGAACGAGCAGCUCAGGAACCGAGCCAGCGCCGUUAGCAACUGCACGGCCAGCCCGCACCUGCUGCUCCAGCAGCCAGCCCCUGCCCUGCACCAAGCGGGCACCUGCCUGAGCAUGGCACGGCCUGCCAGCGGACUCUGCCUUCCCAGCCCCGUACCCACCCUGCUCUGCACCUCCACGGUGGGCGGCAGCCUCUACCCUCCGGAGGGCAUGAGCUACUACAGCGCCAGGCAGCCCUUUUCUUGCAUGAGUGUGGCAGAAGGGCCACAGCAACAUGUCCAUUCUGCCACCCCAGGGGCCACCACCAGCAUGCUAGACGAGGUGGAGAUUUUGGACCUUGAAGAUGGGUAUUGCAGUGAUGACGAUGAUAACUGGUUGUAUAUUUCGCCUACCAAGAAGCAUAGACCAUUUGAUAAUUCUAUGAGUCCAAUGCAAUGGUGCAGGCAAGUACUUGACAACCCAUCUCCUGAGAUAGAGGCAGCAAAGAGAUCUCUGUGCUUCAGACUUGAACAAGCUGGCAGAUGGAGGAGUCUCUUUUCCACUCCUGUUUCCAUGUCUUUUCCAUAUAGUCCUGUUGCGAGACUCACUCCGUAUUGCAAUGGCUUAAAUUCUCCCAGCAUCCUUAAAAACCCAACUAAAGCAAUACUAACACCUGAGAAGACAGGUUACAACUCUAAGGGUUCUGCUUUAAGCCCACAGUCCUCAGUGGACAGUGAACUGAGUACCUCUGAGCUGGAGGAUGAUUCAAUCGCCAUGGGAUAUAAGCUGCAAGACCUCACUGAUGUUCAGAUUAUGGCUCGGUUACAGGAAGAAAGCCUAAGGCAAGACUUUGCAUCUACCUCCACUUGCAGUUCUGUGUCAAGACAUCGCUCCAGCUUUUCACUAUUCUCUGGGAAGAAAGUAUCAUGUAUUAGUGAUCAAGACUCCGACCGCUACAGUGUUGAAGAUGAUGAUGAAGACUUUGAUAAUUUACCACCACCUCAGCCCCGACUCAGUCGUUGUUCCCCUCUACAGAGAGGAAUUCCUCAUUCACAGACUUUCUCUAGUAUUCGGGACUGUAGAAAGAGUCCUAGCUCUCUCUAUCUCAACUCAAAUGGUUAUCAGCAAUACAGUUAUACGUCACCAACCCAAACACCAGAGCAACCGCAGAACAGGAUAUAUGGAGAUAAGCUCCGGAGAAGCAUGCCUAAUUUGGCUCGAAUGUCAAGCACACCUUCUAGCACUGUGGUUUCUUCUCCAGUUACUGUACGCAACAGCCAAAGUUUUGAUUCUAACCUGCAUGGUGCUGCAAAUGGCAUUCCGAAACUGCAGUCAAGCAUACCUUCACCUGGUCAACUUCAGCAGAGAGUACUCAGUGUGGGUAACUUUCCAAUGUCUGCAAGGCCACCUCUGAAAGCAACAGCGUAUGUCAGUCCAACUGUGCAAGGAAGCAGUGGUAUUCCUAUGUCAACCAGUUUACAGUGCUUGUCAAGCUCUGGCAUCCCAAUGCCAAACAAGAGUCCAAAUACAGUGACUAUAGGUCGUAGUGCUCUUCCGAGACCAGCAUCAUUCUCCAGCAGCAAUGGGAGUAGUAUACCACGCAGCAAGAUCGCACAGUCGCCACGAAGUUUUCUUCAGCCUCCGAAGACUUUGUCGUCCCUAAGCACUCUGAGAGAUGGCAACUGGAGGGAUGGAUGCUACUGACCUUUUCCUUCAAAAUGUUUGUUUUUAUUCAAAUGAUAAACCAGUGUAUAAAAUGAAAGCAAUUAAGAGUGAUGUAUAGCCCAGCUGGCUGGGUAACGUGCAUUCAAAAUAAGUCAUCCUUAAGUUUUUAAUAUUUGUAAUAUACGUCUUAUUUGAGCAUACGAUAAAAGACUUAUGGUCUUUAUGUAGUUCUUUCCUGUUUUGACGUGGAAUCAUUUUUUUUAGACCAAUAACUGCAGUUAUAUAUUACAGGCUAGUAUUUUCUGAACAUAUGCAAAGGUGCAUCAAAAAGCACUUUUUUCUUUUCUCGUUAAAAUGCAGUGCAGAAAAUCUACAACUUUUUGUCUUAUGGUGCAUUAAUUAUAACAUACCUAUUCACUUGCUAGACUAUUUAUUAGAAUAGACAUUGUUAUAUGCACAAGGUCACUAACAACAUUUUUUUUCUUUUGUUUUACAUCUAGAAUAAGUACGUAUACACAUUUUAAAAUGCUGCUUAAUAAUUUGUGCCAUAGAUAAUAUAUAUAUUUUUUUUAUCACUUCCAUUUUGGUAUGUGUGAGAGUCAAUGGUAAUCUACGUAAGGUGUACUUUUUGUUGCAAAAAGCACAAGGGUAUAAGGACUAAUCACUGAAAUGUUCAGCAGAACCACCUUAAAACUUGUUUUGUCAUUUUCUUAUAUUUACAUGUUAAUUUAUUUGUUUAUUUAAUGAUUUUCUACCUAAUAAUAAUAAUGACUUACUCUGCAGAGAUACUGCUUAAAACUACAAGAGGGCUGGGGUGUCACAUUUUUUCUAAUUUUUACAACGGUUUUACUUGGUGUCGAAACACUGAAGAUAAAAGGUCUUAUUGGACAAUAAACUUUUGAUAGGCAUUUUACAGAAAUUUAAUUGCACUAAUGCUUUAAUAAGACAGUAUAUGAUUUCGUACCGAUGGUAA